This is a messenger RNA of Thrips palmi, 2275 nucleotides long. RefSeq names its product cystinosin homolog (gene Ctns). The record is from RefSeq and is a predicted model, not a curated record. Bases 344 to 1576 code for a protein of 410 amino acids. Gene Ontology annotation, molecular function: L-cystine transmembrane transporter activity. Gene Ontology annotation, biological process: L-cystine transport. The transcript has 11 exons. Gene Ontology annotation, cellular component: lysosomal membrane. NCBI's taxonomy places the organism in Eukaryota, Metazoa, Arthropoda, Insecta, Thysanoptera, Thripidae.
CCCGCGAGUUGUUUCCCAACGCGGGCGCUUCUCUGGAGUGCGCUGGGGUGCAGUGUAACGACAGUGUCACGACAGUGUAACGCGGUGGCGCCAAGCGAGUUUUACUAUUUUUCGGCGCGGCGUUUCCUUGGUUCGGUUUGCCACGGUUUCCCGCUCCCGGCGUGACGCUACACUGCUGACUCGGGGCGUGACCACUGCCAGUGUACGCCACCGAGCCCGAAGUGCCUCGAAGACGUAAUCGGCCGGAAUGCUGAUUGGAAUGCGCACCACACUGGAAGAACUUUAGUGUUGCAGCUGAACAGGGUUUAUUUUUUGUAAAUUUUUGCCUUAUUUGGGACCAGUCAUGGCAAUGCUUCUGCCUCAGGUGUUCAUUACCAUCGUUCUGUUGUGGGGUGCUCAAGCACAAACAUGCAACUUAUUGAUUGACCCACAAGAUCUAACAGUUGUUGUUGAGGAACCAGUAACAUUCAAACUUUCAUUAUCCAACUGUGCACUGACUGAAGACAUCAACGUCAAGUUUGCAUUCUCAUAUGCCGAUAUAGUGCGAGCGGAGCCAUGUGAAGUGGACAUACCCGCCAAUGCUUCUCAGGGCUUUAGUGAGGUCAUCAAAGUGUUUGGACUUUCUCCUGGCCAUGUAGAGAUCAGCACUAAUGUUUCAUCCCCAGCCAUAAACACUGAUAAUGCAUUUGUUAAAGUGGCAUCAGAAUACUCUGACGUGAUUGCCAUAGCUAGCACAGUUAUUGGGUGGAUUUAUUUUGUUGUUUGGUCAAUUUCAUUCUAUCCCCAAGUUUAUGAAAACUGGAAACGCAAAAGUGUGGUUGGCCUCAAUUUUGACUUUGUUGCACUAAACCUCAUCGGAUUCUCCCUUUAUUCAAUAUUUAACUGUGGGCUGUAUUGGAUACCUGCCAUACAGGAACAAUACCUUGCUCGACACAUGCACAGUUCUAUACCCGUUCUUCCCAAUGACAUUUUUUUCUCUGUUCAUGCUGUGCUUCUCACUUUAAUUACUAUCAUUCAAUGUUUUAUGUACGAGCGAGGUGGUCAAACCGUGUCCAUUGUGGCCAAGUGCAUUCAAGGAGUAUUUUUCUGUUUCCUCUUUAUUUCCUUGCUGUGUUCUGUUUUUGGAGUCUUAUCGUGGCUGGAUUUCCUGUACUACUGCUCCUAUGUUAAGCUUACCAUUACGCUUAUUAAAUACGUUCCUCAGGGUUAUAUGAAUUAUCAACGUAAAAGUACUGUUGGUUGGAGCAUAGGAAAUAUUUUAUGCGACUUCACUGGCGGUGUUUUCAGUGUCCUUCAAAUGGUGCUUGAUGCUUACAACUUCAACGAUUGGUCAUCAAUCUUUGGCUCUCCGACCAAGUUUGGACUGGGACUGUUUUCAGUCUUGUUUGAUAUCUUUUUCAUGGUUCAGCACUAUAUUCUGUACAGAAACCAAGAGCCAGUUAAUGAUUAUGAAAGACUUGAUGGGAAUGACUCUCCUGGACCACCACCUGAUUCCACCUCAAAAGAAGCACUGGAUGGAGAAAUAACUCAUCAGGAUGCUUCAACAGAAGUCGCCCCCAAUGAAUUUGUUACGUGAAAGGAGGCACCAAAUGGUUGAGUACUUCUUGUCUGUACUGUGACAAUAUUGUGAUGCAUUCACAUGUUAAGACUCGUGUGAAGAAAAUCCGUAACUCACAGUUGAUGUGAUAGGACCAUGGGAGGGGAUCAACUGAGACGAACAAACAAUUUGUGAUCUUUGGGGAUGUGGAAAUCACCAUAGCAACUAUUUUAUUUUUCUAAUAACACGACUGCACCGCAGGACAGAAGUCCAGUGGUUGGACAUAUCACACCAAACUAAUUUCUACACAUCUUUAUUAGAAUUUAAGUUACAUGCUUCUCAUUUGUUGUUUGCUGGUGAAAGCACACUGAUUUCACAAGCGUGCAACCCUAUGUACUGCUUUUAAUUUUAGUAAAUUCAAUUUUAUCCAUGCAUCCUCAAAUAUGUUAAGCUUCACAGACACAGUGGUGUCAGCAUUACAGUAGGAUUGUGCUUCAUUCUCAGAUCAAGUUCUAUUCUAUAGCUGCUGACUUCAUGUUCUACAUGCAAACCCAACUAAUGUUAUCACCACUCUGUCUUCAUCUAUGAAGAGAAUGUAACGAAUUUUUCCAACAUAUUAUUUACAUUUGAGUUGUAUGGGUUAAUUUUUAUCUUUGCAAGCUGGACAAGGCAAAUAAUAAUACACAAUUGCAAAUAUGCCUAUGCAUUAUCAACCAAAUAUAUAAGAGAAUAGAAUGC